This is a messenger RNA of Dentiscutata erythropus, 288 nucleotides long. The record is from the annotation of a GenBank genome assembly. NCBI's taxonomy places the organism in Eukaryota, Fungi, Glomeromycota, Glomeromycetes, Diversisporales, Gigasporaceae.
AUUAAAUCUAAACGUCAUUAUGAUAUUUCAUCAAAGGAACGUUUUGAAAUUUUAAAAAAAUUCUGCAAUUAUGGAUUAGAACAUUGGGGAUCUGACUCAAUUGGAGUUAACAAAACCCGAAGAUUCCUUUGUGAAUGGUUUGGUUUCUUACAUAGAUAUAUACCUGUGGGAUUACUAGAAGUAUUGCCACAACGUAUAAAUGAUCGUCCUCCAUUUUUCCGGGGAAGGGAUGAUUUAGAAACUUUGAUGGCAAGUCCUAAUAGUAAUGAUUGGAUAAAACUUAGGUAG